Peniophora sp. CBMAI 1063 is the source of this 642-nucleotide messenger RNA. Lineage: Eukaryota; Fungi; Basidiomycota; Agaricomycetes; Russulales; Peniophoraceae. The record is from the annotation of a GenBank genome assembly.
AUGGCAGACGAGCUGGACCCGAAGUCCUUACUGGGCCUUACACCCACGUCUGCUAAACUAGGUGCUUAUAUACAAAAACUUGCCUCCUUAACCUCGUCCUCGGCUGCAUCCCCCGAAGUGAAGGCCUAUCCCGACGCAGUGUACUACAACUUCUACAGCAUCGGCAUUAGCCUACUUUUCGCACCCGCCAAGGAUUAUAGGCCAAAGGCGGGCGCAACAUCGGAGCAACUUGAGACGUCGAAGUUGGUACUCGACGGGAUAGACAUCUACAAUGCAUCGAGCAAGAAGCCAACAGACGGCAAACCUGCAAGGGCGCUCUCCAAUCCCGCCUAUUCGCCCUUCCCCAUGACACCCUUCGCCCUCGCCGUACUACCCGAUGGGAAGGACGGAAAGGCUCGAAAAGAUACGACGCUGUCGGUUGGGCCGGAAACGACAGGCAAGGACUUUGUUGCCUUACUAGGCGAGCCCGACCGCAAGGGUGGCGGAUCGGGCCCGUCUUCGGGGAGCAUUGGCAUUUGGCUUGAAUGGUCCAAGGAUGGGUUGAUGGUCGAGUUUGGGGGAGAUGAGAGUAGAGGGCCGCAGGCCUGGGAGAAGGGGAAGGAUGCUACAUGGAGCGUGAUCUCUGUCUUUACCCCGAAAUGA